Trichophyton rubrum CBS 118892 is the source of this 852-nucleotide messenger RNA. RefSeq lists its product as uncharacterized. NCBI's taxonomy places the organism in Eukaryota, Fungi, Ascomycota, Eurotiomycetes, Onygenales, Arthrodermataceae. The coding region runs from base 1 to 852 and encodes 283 amino acids. The record is from RefSeq and is a predicted model, not a curated record. The transcript has 4 exons.
AUGCCACCUCCCAGCUCGGCUGCCGCAUCGCCGUCUCUACCAAACAUGAGCGCCGACCAAGGCUCUGCGUCCCCGGCGGUCUCUGGCGUCCGCAAGCGAGGGAAGAGGGGCAAGUAUUCGAGAUGGAAGAACGAGGAAGAGAGGCUAUUCCGACUCAGGACCCAAUACCCUACUAUGACGUGGAAGGAGUUUCAUCGGCGAUUCUACAGUCAUUACACACCCAGCCCGGGAGUCAUAUCGUCAAAAUACAAUCAUUUGUUGAAAGCCGGCUUUACGCUGCCCGAGACGGUGUUUCCUCCAAGGGAUUACACUCCUACUCCCAGCGGGAAUUCCAUCUAUAGCGACGAUGAUGCUGCUACGCACAUUUCCUUUGAAGCGGGCAGCCCCAGCGGCCACAGACUAGACUAUUUUGAGAGACACUCAGCCAGUGAAUUAAGACUACGGGACCAGAACCAGGCAUCUCUACCACUAAGGAAUCACAGCAGGCCGAGGUCUGAGGACAGCGAUAGCGACUUUUCCGACUCAGGCCACAGAAAUGGCGACAAGUCGAGUAGUAAUAGACAGCCCCGAAAACCUCGGGGUGGCGGAGCAUUUGCUAGCGUCAACGGCGGGUCGGGGUCAUCCCAUGCAGAGAGACUGCAGGCCGAGAAGAAGCUAAGAGACGUGGAAGAGACCGCCAGAGAGGUCAGGGCCGCCUGGGAAGAAGUCCGGGAAGCAAUCCGCGACGUCAUGUUUGUCGAGCAAUGGGACAGAGGCGGAAUGGGACCCAAAACGUCCGCGCUGGAGACCUCCAUCGACCGGCUCAUCGAGAAAUCAGCGACCAGCAAGCCUGCAUCUUCUACACAUUCUUAA